GACGUACGAAAUAUGGGAGUACAAAUAGGCUUUACUCGUCUUACUUGCAUACUUUUCUAGCUGCAUUUACAGUAAGAAUCUCUGUUAGGCAGUUUAGAAUACUUGAGAACAAUUUAAUUAUGUACUCCGCAGUUAUUCUAUUGGCUUUCUUUGCAACAGUGCAUUGUAUGUACUAUGUGCCACAAAAGCCCAACUUUGAUUGUGACUAUUUUUGCAAAUCCCGUGGGAAUAAGCCCGUAUGCUCCGAGAAGAAUCAAGAAUUCAAGAAUGAGUGUUACUUGGAGUGCAAAUGGGAAUACAAGGAGUGCGAUGGCAAAUGUCCAUGCAUGGUAAAAGUCCAGAGAGAAGCCUACUGUUUGUGUCCGAAAGCAAAAGAUUACGUUUGCACGUAUGGUGGAGAAACUGUAGACAACCAAUGUAUCGCUGACUGCCAGAAUAAGCCCGUUGCGCAUAAAGGUCGAUGCCCGGAAUUUUACAAGUGAAAAGAAAAUGAUGUAGGCAGUGCAAAAUGAUCGUUAGAAAUGACUGUUACACUACCAAACAAGACAUCUUUUCCUUCUUAUUAAAAUAAACUCAUCAACAUUUUACAAUAUCAACAAAUGCAUGGUCUAAUUUGUGACACAAAAAUUGCUGACAGUGAAUUACUUACAUAUAGAGGCAUGAGCUUUAAACAUUAUUUCACACACAGCAAGACAAAUAAAGAAUUAAAAGUA
Molecule: messenger RNA, 713 nt
Organism: Mercenaria mercenaria
Lineage: Eukaryota; Metazoa; Mollusca; Bivalvia; Venerida; Veneridae
Product: insoluble matrix shell protein 6-like
Exons: 4
Coding region: 120-482 (120 amino acids)
Molecular function (GO): protein binding
Source: RefSeq, a predicted model, not a curated record